AUGGCAAAUUCUUCUUCGGAAUUCCCUCUUAAAGAUGAACUUGAUAUCGUCAUACCCACGAUUAGAAACCUCGAUUUUCUUGAAAUGUGGAGGCCAUUCUUUCAACCAUAUCAUUUGAUCAUUGUUCAAGAUGGUGAUCCAUCUAAGAACAUCAAGGUUCCUGAUGGUUUUGAUUAUGAGCUCUAUAAUCGUAACGAUAUAAACAAAAUCUUGGGUCCGAAAGCUUCUUGUAUUUCUUUCAAGGAUUCCGCUUGUCGAUGCUUUGGCUACAUGGUUUCUAAGAAGAAGUAUAUUUACACCAUUGAUGAUGAUUGUUUUGUUGCAAAGGACCCGACGGGAAAGGAUAUAGAUGCACUACGACAACACAUCAAUAACCUCCUCCACCCUGCCACUCCUUAUUUCUUCAACACCCUCUACGACCCUUUCUCAGAUGGUGCAGAUUUUGUCCGUGGCUACCCUUUUAGUCUCCGGGAGGGUGUUCCAACAGCUGUGUCUCAUGGUCUUUGGCUCAACAUCCCAGACUAUGAUGCACCAACACAGCUUGUCAAGCCCCGAGAGAGAAACACCAGGUAUGUUGAUGCAGUCAUGACACUUCCGAAGGGUGUAUUGUUCCCUAUGUGUGGAAUGAACCUGGCCUUCGAUCGACAACUCAUCGGUCCAGCUAUGUAUUUCGGGCUCAUGGGUGACGGUCAGCCCAUUGGCCGCUACGACGACAUGUGGGCUGGCUGGUGUGUCAAGGUUAUAUGUGACCACUUGGGGCUCGGGAUCAAGACAGGGUUACCAUACAUUUGGCAUAGUAAGGCAAGCAACCCGUUUGUGAACCUAAAAAAGGAAUACAAAGGAAUAUUCUGGCAAGAAGAGAUGAUACCGUUCUUCCAAGACGCCAUUCUUCCAAAAGAUUGCACCACAGUACAGUCUUGCUACAAAGAAUUAGCAAAACAGGUAAAAGAUAAACUCGGGAAAAUCGACCCUUACUUUGUCAAGCUUGGGGACGCCAUGGUUACAUGGAUCGAUGCUUGGGACGAGCUCAAUCCACCCGCCAAGGCAACUAAUAGCAAGUGAAGAGGAGUAUACAUGUAUACAGAGAACAUCAUUUUGGACAACCGGGAAUAUAAUAAAAGAUGGUUUACAUUCAUCGUUUUUGUUCCUUUGACUCUCCAGUGACCUAGUUGUAUCA
This is a messenger RNA of Erigeron canadensis, 1177 nucleotides long. Its product is annotated as probable UDP-arabinopyranose mutase 1. The record is from RefSeq and is a predicted model, not a curated record. The coding region runs from base 1 to 1062 and encodes 353 amino acids. Gene Ontology annotation, cellular component: Golgi apparatus; cytosol. Lineage: Eukaryota; Viridiplantae; Streptophyta; Magnoliopsida; Asterales; Asteraceae. Gene Ontology annotation, biological process: UDP-L-arabinose metabolic process; plant-type cell wall biogenesis. Gene Ontology annotation, molecular function: UDP-arabinopyranose mutase activity. The transcript has 4 exons.